UACUUAGUUCAGCUUUCGCAAACCGGAUGUAAACAACGAAAUAAACAAACGAUUUGAUCCACGAGUGAUGUUAGGACACGCUUGAUGUUAUACUAUGAGGUUGCUAUGCUUCUUUAGACUGAUCCAGCAGAUCUUUGAUUCUUUUAUUGUUAAUAUGGGUGUCAAGGACGCCCAGUAUCCAAGCACUUGAUUGGUGUAGUUGUAUUAUUGUUUGACUUUGCUUCGUUUUAAUUUGUAAAAUUUGAACUGAAGUUUAUUUUGGGGGUACAGAACAGAGUAUAAGGGCACCUUAGGCUGGGCUCAAAACAAGGAGUGACAAAGGACUAAAAAUAUGACUUCCAUAGCCUCCGAUAAUGUGUUUGGCAGCAGUCCUGGUGGCUGUCAGUCUUUCUCACUAUUUACUGACACAGAGUUUGAAAAUACAGUAAAAGAGUUGGAAAAUCCUCAGAUUGAGGGUUGGGAUUUUUUCACAGAAUCAAAUGAUGUCAAAAUAUAUCGACUGUAUAAUGAGGAAUCCGGUUUAUAUGAGUAUAAAAUUUAUGGAUUUCUAAAAGAUGUUCCUCCUAAAAUAUGUGCUGAUGUUUACAUGGAUUUAGAAUAUCGUAAAAAAUGGGACUCCUUUGCUAAAGAAAUAUAUGAAACACAAGUCAUUGAUAAGAAACUGAUAUAUUGGGAAAUAAAUUACCCAUUUCCUAUGUGGAAUAGAGAUUAUGUGUUUAGUAGAGAAUUACGUGAAUUAAAGUGCAAUAAUGAUAAUGUUUGGGUAGUAUUAGCUAAAAGUACAAGUGAUUCCUCCAUACCGGAGAAAAGUGGAGUUAUUAGAGUAGAUGAUUGUGUACAGAAUGCUGCUUUAACAUCAGAUGGUAAAAAUGGUACAAGAGCAUAUAUGAAGUACUACGAUAAUCCUAAAGGUGCCAUCCCUACAUGGUUAAUAAAUUGGGGUGCUAAGACUGGUGUACCACAGUUUUUAAGCACUAUGGAAAAAGCGUGUAAAGGGUAUCCAGAUUAUUUAAAGACCCAUGGGAAAGAAUAGAAAUGUUUUAAAGUAUUCGUAAUCAAAUGUUUUAGCAAGUUUUCUGUCAAAUGCUUUUAUUAUGUAAAUAAUGUUUUUACCUUAUUUAUUAAACUGAAUUGAAUUUUAUUAAA
Messenger RNA from Patella vulgata (common limpet), 1146 nucleotides. Its product is annotated as phosphatidylcholine transfer protein. The record is from RefSeq and is a predicted model, not a curated record. The transcript has 6 exons. The coding region runs from base 332 to 1033 and encodes 233 amino acids. Gene Ontology annotation, molecular function: phosphatidylcholine binding; phosphatidylcholine intramembrane carrier activity. NCBI's taxonomy places the organism in Eukaryota, Metazoa, Mollusca, Gastropoda, Patellidae.